Clupea harengus (Atlantic herring) is the source of this 2610-nucleotide messenger RNA. Its product is annotated as calponin-1. Lineage: Eukaryota; Metazoa; Chordata; Actinopteri; Clupeiformes; Clupeidae. Gene Ontology annotation, biological process: actomyosin structure organization; actin filament organization. Gene Ontology annotation, cellular component: actin cytoskeleton. The record is from RefSeq and is a predicted model, not a curated record. Gene Ontology annotation, molecular function: actin filament binding.
UUGAGAAAACUAGUGCAGAGUGGUCCAACCAGAGGUGAAACGCGGAACAGACAACACUCGACAGCAUCAUUGCCAGAUUGUUUUGGUCAGGUUUUUAAGGCUGUGCUUUUUACUGGUAAUUUACUUUUUGUCUGAUCUGCGCAACACCAUGACAACACGUUUCAAAAGUGGACCGGCUUUUGGAUUGUCUGCUGAGGUCAAAAAUAAGCUGGCCCAGAAGUAUGAUCACCAGAAGGAAGAAGAGCUGAGGCUGUGGAUCCAUGAGGUGACGGGGCACCACCUUCCCAAGAACUUCAUGGAUGGUUUGAAGGAUGGAGUGGUCCUGUGCGAGCUUAUUAACAUCUUGCAACCAGGCUCUGUGAGAAAGAUCAACAGCCCCACUCAGAAUUGGAACCAGCUGGAAAACAUUGGUCACUUUACUCGUGCAACCGCAGAGUAUGGGCUCCGACCACAUGAUCUCUUUGAAGCCAAUGACCUGUUUGAGAACACUAACCAUACUCAAGUCCAGAGCACACUAAUUACACUGGCUGGCAUGGCCAAGUCUAAAGGCUUCAACACAAAAUACGACUUCGGGGUGAAGUAUUCAGAGAAACAGCAGCGGCACUUUGCACCGGAGAAACUGAUGGAGGGACGGAAUGUUAUUGGACUGCAGAUGGGCACCAACAAAUUUGCUAGCCAGAAAGGCAUGACCGCUUAUGGCACAAAGCGCCACCUGUACGAUCCUAAAACUGGCAUGGACCACCCGAUGGACCAGUCUACCAUCAGCCUCCAGAUGGGCACCAACAAAGGAGCCAACCAGUCUGGUAUGACCGCACCAGGAACCCCAAGACAGAUUCUUGACAAGAAGCUAGAUGUGGAGAUUUGUGACACCUCCACCGUGUCACUGCAAAUGGGCUCCAACAAAGGAGCAUCCCAGACCGGUAUGACUGUCUAUGGGCUUCCACGCCAGGUCUAUGACGGCAAGUACUGCAACAACCCAGAGGACUACGUCAACAAUGGACAGGACAUUGACGGCUCUCAGUAUUCUGACUAAGAGAGAUGCGUUGCUGUAACCCAUAACCCCCUAUGUGCCUUGCCUCAACUAGUGAGGCCAGAAGAACGUUUUACUUGUCCACGUAUAACCAGGAUGAAUUUGGAUUCUGUUUCUUUCCCUCCAAAAUCCAAGGCGAAAAGCAGGACCUGCUCUUCAGAAGGUUAUGUCCCAAUUUCCUCUUAUCAGUGUGUCAGUAUUAUAAACUAUUCCCAGCUUAAUUGGUCUUAAUUCAGUAUCCUGAAAAGAUAUUUACUAUAAAUUAUGAGUGUUUUUCUAGAGUAUUUAUCCUUUUAUUUAAUAAAAUAACAUGAUAAAAUGCACUUUCCUUUUUUAAAGUUACUUUUAUAUAUGAUUUUGGUUGCCACCACCUACCCCAGUCCCUCCAAGAUUUUGGGAUCUUGCAAAUUCAAGGAUUUCUCCCAAUUGCGGGUUAUAAUUUCCUUAUUACUGCAAUAUUUCCGCAAAACAAUUGUCAACGAUUUGAUUUAACUCCUGUCAUUUUAACUGCACUUUUGGAUGCAACAACCACAACAAACCCUUGUAAGAUCCUAGAGGGUCUGUCUAUAGCUACUGAAAACAAAUUAGAGAGGAGAAAUACAAAUCUGCACAGGAUUCUGCUCUAUAAUGUGACCAUGAUCAUAUCCUCAAAUUCUGGAGCACUUUGCAGGUGGGUUUUAAGUGCUUACAUCUCCAUUUGCAAAACUAUACCACAUUAACAUGUGUUUAAUCUGAAAUGUUAUUUGAACAAAAAGCAAUGGUCAUCAUGGAUGGACUUGCAUGCAAAUAAAUUCAGAAAUUAUAUGUGACACAUCAUGCAAACGAAAUGUCUUGUUUCAUGCGUGACACCAUGUCUGAGAUUAGAAAUAGAUACAUUACAAGGCUAAACAACUUUUAGAACACUAGGCAUAGCCUCCGAGAUGAGAAACAUUGUGUUAUUACAUAGUCAUUUCCUGUGAAUUGGUAUCAGUUACCACUGGUAGGCAUGAAGUGAACGUCUCUCAUCCUGAGGUUUAAAUCUCUUUUGAACCCUGUGAACUGGCCAUCUGAGCAUGAACAUUGUGAGCAAAUUAUUUACCUGAGCAGGACUCACCCAAUUUUUUUAUUAAGAGGAAUGUUAGACUGUCUGCCACCUAGUGUUUAGCUAUGGAAGUGCAUCAUUUCCAUCAGUGUGUAUGUGCAUAAUGAAACUCAUGCCCUUGAUUCUUUAAGAAUGUGAGUACAGACAUUAUGAACAAAAAACAUAAAAAAGUAAGUCAGUUGCAAGUACUUUGAUGUUCAGCCACCCAGAGCUAACUUUCCUGGCCUCUUGCCUAUGCACUGAACAAGUCGAGCUCUCAAGGAUUGAACAAUUGAAGGCUAUUGUACCACAACAGAUGAUUUACUUAAGCGCCAUAGAUAUGGUCCAAACCUGCAACUGAUCCACUGAUUCAUUUGAAGACUGCAAGACAUAUUUGCUAAGUUUAACUUCUGUUAUCUUUUAAUUUUUUUCAAACAGACUGUUGUAGAUGUGUUGAAUAACCCCCUGACCAACCACCACCCCAACAAAUUCAAUAAAAACAAGCCUGCCACUCCCACCA